CACAACAACACAAGAAUAGCUUGAGCUUCGCAGAUAAAUGCCAGUUUUGUGAAAUUGGUGUAUCAUUUAUGAUUUUACUCGGACUCUAUGCAUAGGCUACUCUUAAACAUGGGAUAGCAGGUAUUGUCAGUUAACUGAAUUCACACCAUGGCUUCCCUGUCAUGGCUGGAGAGUCUCAGCAGCGCAGAACUUUCGCACGUACAUAUAUCUUUGCUAGUAUUCUUGCUAGUGUUUUAUGUAGUUAAGGUUAUUAAUCAGAACCGACGGGACCUUGCAAAUAUCCCGCCAGGUCCGAAGCCGUGGCCCUUAGUCGGUAACUUCGGCGGCUUUCUCAUCCCCUCUUUCAUCCGGAGGAGGUUUGGAAUGCAAUCAGACGGCACCGUCAAAAACGCUAUGGUUGUUUUAACGGAACAAGCCAACGUGUAUGGUAACGUGUACAGCCUUUUUGUAGGGAGUCAGUUGAUGGUUGUGCUUAAUGGCUAUGAAGUGGUCAAGGAUGCUCUCUCAAACCAUCCCAAGGUGUUCUCCGACAGACCAGAUAUCCCUGCUAUCACUAUCAUGACGAAACGCAAAGGAAUAGUCUUUGCACCUUAUGGGCCUGUGUGGAAAAAGCAGCGCAAAUUCUGCCACGCCACACUCCGAAACUUUGGUCUGGGGAGGUUGAGCUUGGAGCCUUGCAUCCUUCGAGGCCUGGCUAGCGUCAAGACAGAGCUGAUGCGACUGAAUGAGGGGUCGGGUGGCACUGGUGUGGACCCAGCUCCACUCAUCAGAAACGCCGUGUCAAACGUCAUCUGCUCGCUGAUCCUGGGACAGAGCUUCCAUCACGAAGACCGCCAGUUCCGUAAUAUGCUGGACCUGAUGGAUCGUGGGCUGGAGAUCUGUGUGAACAGUCCUGCAGUCCUCAUCAACAUCUUCCCACUGCUGUACUACUUUCCUUUUGGGGUCUUCAAGGAGUUGCGUCAGGUGGAAGGAGACAUCACAGUGUUUCUGAAGAGGGUUAUUGCAAAUCACCGGGAAACAUUCAAUCCUGAGCACCCGAGGGAUCUUGUCGACAUGUACUUGAAGGAGAUGUCGGUCCAGGAGGACAGCAGCUUCACAGAAGAUUAUCUCUUUUAUAUAAUAGGAGAUCUCUUCAUCGCUGGCACUGACACCACCGCUAAUUCUGUUUUGUGGAUUCUGCUCUACAUGGUCUUACACCCUGAUAUCCAAGACAGGGUCCAGGCAGAGAUUGAUGAAGUGGUGGGUACACAUCGGGACCCGUCUAUGACUGAUAAGGGAAGUUUGCCUUUCACUGAAGCCACCAUCAUGGAGGUGCAGAGACUGACUGUUGCAGUUCCUCUGGCUAUUCCUCACAUGGCCUCCAGUACAACAGAGUUCAGAGGCUACACUAUUCCCAAAGGAACCCUUAUUGUGCCCAACCUGUGGUCUGUCCAUAGAGAUCCCACUCUGUGGGACGACCCAGACAGUUUCAACCCAGGACGCUUCUUGGACGAUGAGGGAAAGUUGCUCAGGAUAGAAUGCUUUAUACCAUUCGGGAUUGGUCCCAGGGUGUGCAUGGGUGAACAGCUGGCGAAGAUGGAGCUGUUCCUGGCGGUUACCAGCUUACUGCAGGCCUUCAGAUUCAGACUGCCAGAGGGAACGCCUCCUCCUACCCUGAACGGACGAUUCGGCCUGACGCUGGCACCCUGUCCAUACACUGUGUGCGUGCACCCUCGUAGAUGAAGUGGAAUAUUUGGUUCUCACAAAUCUUCUGUAAAUCAACGAGCUUUACCAACCAAGGGUAAAGCUCUUCUGGAGAGACAAU
This is a messenger RNA of Perca flavescens (yellow perch), 1804 nucleotides long. RefSeq names its product cytochrome P450, family 2, subfamily U, polypeptide 1 (gene cyp2u1). NCBI's taxonomy places the organism in Eukaryota, Metazoa, Chordata, Actinopteri, Perciformes, Percidae. The transcript is spliced from 5 exons. The coding region runs from base 148 to 1722 and encodes 524 amino acids. Gene Ontology annotation, biological process: xenobiotic metabolic process. The record is from RefSeq and is a predicted model, not a curated record. Gene Ontology annotation, molecular function: iron ion binding; heme binding; oxidoreductase activity, acting on paired donors, with incorporation or reduction of molecular oxygen, reduced flavin or flavoprotein as one donor, and incorporation of one atom of oxygen. Gene Ontology annotation, cellular component: cytoplasm; intracellular membrane-bounded organelle.